This is a messenger RNA of Biomphalaria glabrata, 1828 nucleotides long. RefSeq lists its product as uncharacterized. Lineage: Eukaryota; Metazoa; Mollusca; Gastropoda; Planorbidae. The transcript is spliced from 6 exons. The record is from RefSeq and is a predicted model, not a curated record. Bases 327 to 1175 code for a protein of 282 amino acids.
AUAUCUAAGCGUCAAUAUCACGUCAUGCUUGUGUCUACUUAAAGCAAACGUAUAUCUGUCAACAGAACACACCUAGCUAUUCCAGUGGACUUUUUUUUAUAUGAUGUAGACAAAUCUAUUUUUUACUUAAGGUCAUAAGAAACAUAAUUGCAUCCAAUAGAUAAUUGGAAAAGGGGAUUAGGAAAAGAAAUCUAACUAGAUUUUUAGCUGUUAACAAAUUUUAUACAAAAAUUUAUUUAAGCUGUUUACUUGUAGGCCUAAUAUUUGGAUUUAUUCAAAGGAUCUCAGACUGAUUCAAUGGCUAUUAUUGGCAUCUAAAAAGAAGAAUGGAUCUUCUCCUCAGCUCACCAGUUCAAUGUCAUAUUAAAGUUGUCAUCAUCUCUCUAUUGAUGAUAGUGGUUGGUGUGAAUGCUAAUGAGGGUCAGUGCCUUCACGAGCAACAUGACAACAUGGUGCGUUUCCACUGUCCUGUUCAUCAUUCCUACCAGAAGAUGAUGAUGAUGUGGACGUUUCGUGAGGUGUCCAUGCCCGCAUCUAAAGUUUUUCUGUCUUGCCGAGGUGGAAUCUGCAGAGAAGAUACGCUCAAUAGACAUACUCCAUACUUUGACACAAAUUUGGUGCUUCAAGACGGCAAUGUUGUUCUGAAUUUUAUGCUGACGACAUAUACAAUCACCAAACUGAAAGUCAAGUGCUACAAGUAUUUUCAUUAUUCUCGUACUGACACAAAGAUCUGGGAUAUUUCCUUGACAGACAAUCAAGAAAGUGAGAGCAAAGAUGAAUAUUUCUUACCAAUAUUUAUCUCCCUUGCAGUCUUCGUCACGAUUUUAAUUUUUGUGGUAAUAGUUUGCUUGGUGUGUCGUCGGCGUAAAAACUCUCGGCCACGUUUACCAAGGCCACGGCCAACAACAUCAAGAGUGCGGGACCGUGUAUCUACUGCUGCAAGAAAUACUCCCCAACAAACGAACGUAUCACUUUGGCUGACCCAGAUUUCAGCGCAACUUCAGACGUCUUCCUACAUCCAGCGACCACCUCCGUAUGACGAGCCCCCAUCUUAUGAGUCCCUCGAUCAUUCGGCUGGCCAUAUAGCAAUGAGAACAAUUUCUAUCAUUAAUGAAGGCUUAUCAGAGUCACGUGACUUCGACUUGGAACCACCCCCACCUUACCCAACCACGUAAUGAUAAAUCUAUACAUAGUCUCCCAAAUGUCAACUAUAGUGAGAAUAACGUUGUUAACAUGGGAGUCAACAAUUUAUACGCUCAUUUGAUUCUCUAAAACUAAGCAAACCUGUUACCCGUAAUAUGUUUCUCACAUCGAUCAUACGAAUAUACUUGUUGAGUAAUAUAUUAAAUCAAGUAUGAGAAGUCAAAAAAUAAAUAUAACACUAUUUAUGAAGACCUUUGUCUUAAGAGUAAUAAUGAUAUUUUCUAUUGUCUGUCCAUUUGGAAGAACUAAGAUGCACUGCAUCACAAACAUUGCAGCCACAGCCAUGUAGCACUAGAUGUAGACAAUAAAGGACUUUUUAAAUCUAUUACUAUUUUACCUUAAAAGACUGAAACUAAUUUUAGUUCAUCUGUGCGACACACCCAAACACACAACUAUGUUAUUUCAGUAUGAGUUUGUUUGUGGCAACCAUCUAUGUACAUUUCUUUAGAUAAGUAGUGUAAGGUUCUGGUCUAUGAACAUUAGGUUGAAAAGAACUACGGAUGUUAAUUUUGCACUACAUAUGUAUGUGGAUGUUAAUGACCCAAUUAGUUAUUAUAAUAUCCAUCAUAACCAUGCUUUGCAUUGUCUCUACAUCAAAAAAUCAAAAUAUGAAGAUUGAGUUUAA